UAAAUUGUGAGCAAACCAGGUGAACAAGUACUUAUUAAGCUUGUAACAAGUCGAACCAGGUCAUAGAGUACUUGAGCAUUUUGCAGCAAAACACACGACAAGAUAUAAGAUAUGGGUUUGAGGGUGAAGGUAGGAGGUUUGGAAGAUGUGGUACUGUCAGAGCCAGUGAGUCCGACCGGGCAGUACUUCAACAGCUCGGUGCUUUCUAUUUCUAUUCUUUGUAUCUUGGAGUUUGAGAACCCAUUUGAUGACUCUUCAAGACUUGCACUCAUUAACGAUGUCUUUCUUCCCAUUAACCCUCGUUUCUCUUCCAUUAUGGUGGAAAACAAACAGGGAGGGAAGCACUGGAAGAGAGUAGAAGUGAAUGCAGAAGACCAUAUCAAAAUCCCUUGUUUUCCUGAAGGAUUAGCACCCGAAUCAUAUGAUCAUUAUUUCGAUGAUUACCUAUCAAAAAUGGCGAUAGAUCCAUUACCACAAACAAAGCCACUAUGGGAAAUUCACAUCAUCAAGUACCCAAUAAGCAAUGCGUCUGGAAACGUUAUUUUCAAGCUUCACCAUUCACUUGGCGAUGGUUACUCUCUUAUGUGUGCUCUUCUCUCUUGUCUGCAAAGGGCAGAUAAUCCUUCUCUACCAUUAACAUUGCCAAUUUUUCGGAAAUCUCUCAAGCCAGAAAAAGAUCCUAAAAGCAUAAUUAGUCGUGUACCACAGGCCCUAACUUGUGCACUAAACACUGUUAUGGAUUUCGGUUGGAGCAUUUUAAAGAGCAGUGUUUUGGAAGAUAGACGGAGCCUGAUACACUCCGGCAACAAAGGGGUGGAGUUCAAUCCCAUCAAUAUAACGACAAUCACAUUCUCUCUAGAUCAAAUCAAGCAAAUUAAGUCAUGCCUUCAUGUGACAGUAAAUGAUGUAAUUUGCGGAAUCAUCUUUCUGGGGACAAGAUUAUACAUGGAUGUAACGAGUGAAGGAGCAAAAAUGAAUGGUCAACAGCCUUGGUGUUACUUAACACAAGAUCUAUUGAUGUAUGACGGGUCCUUGAAACCGCUCAAAUUUGUUCAGGAAAUACAAAGUAUCAUCAAAACGAAGAGAAACUCAGCUGCUGUUUAUCUCACUGGAAUGCUACUAGAAUUUAUGAGAAAAUAUAGAGGUCCAGAGGCAACAGCUCAAUAUGUUCACAACACGAUAAGGAACUCAAGCAUGGCAGUAACUAAUAUGAUCGGACCAGUUGAAAAGAUGGCACUUUCUAAUCAACCUGUUAAAGGCUUGUAUUUCAUGGUGGUCAAUUCCCCAAAGAGUCUUGUGGUGACGAUAAUGAGUUACAUGGACCAUUUGAGGGUUACCAUAGGAACUGAGACAGGUCUCAUAGAUCCUGUGAAGUUUCGGACAUGCACUGAGAAGGCUUUCAGCAUGAUAUUCGAUGCUGCAGUGAAGUCUAAAUGACAUGAAAGUGAUUUCAAUCAGUGAAGUCUAAAAUGGCAUGAAUUUUAUACGUCACUUCUUGAAAAGAAUGUUGAUCUUCAUUACAACUUAUCUCAUUGGAUGACGUAGGCCUAUACAUAAAUUUCGAGAGACG
This is a messenger RNA of Lactuca virosa, 1570 nucleotides long. The record is from the annotation of a GenBank genome assembly. NCBI's taxonomy places the organism in Eukaryota, Viridiplantae, Streptophyta, Magnoliopsida, Asterales, Asteraceae.